Microthlaspi erraticum is the source of this 1125-nucleotide messenger RNA. The record is from the annotation of a GenBank genome assembly. NCBI's taxonomy places the organism in Eukaryota, Viridiplantae, Streptophyta, Magnoliopsida, Brassicales, Brassicaceae.
AUGGCAAAGAAAGCGCUUUUGAUCGGGAUCAACUACCCUGGAACCGCCGUAGAGUUACGCGGCUGUGUCAACGACGUCCGUCGGAUGCAUAGAUGCCUAAUCGACCGUUUCGGAUUCUCCGACAAAGACAUAACAGUACUGAUCGACAUAGACAAGUACCGUACCCAACCCACCGGCAAGAACAUCAGAGAUGCUCUAGAGACACUCAUCGAUAAGGCGGAACCUGGUGAUAUCCUUGUCUUUCAUUACAGUGGACAUGGCACGAGAAUCCCAACACCGGAAGGAAUAUUCGACGCCACAAACUUUGACGAGUGCAUCACUCCUUCCGACAUGAAUCUUAUAACGGACAAUGAUUUUAGAGACAUGUUGUCAAAGGUCAAGGAAGGAUGUAAAUUGACGAUAAUCUCAGACUCUUGUCAUAGCGGUGGACUCAUCGAGAACGUAAAGGAACAGAUCGGGGAUAGUCACGUGAACAAGCUGAAACCGGCGGAGAACACUAAUUUCUUUGUUAGGAUUUUUAAAAAUUUGCUGGCGGUUUGUGGAAGGUCAAGCUCUCAGGGAGACCGUGGAGGACCCCGCGGAAGCUUUAACAGAGAGAUCGAAUCAGAGGAAGGUGAGACAGUCACAAGAUAUCUUCCACUCGAUAGCUACAUAAGUCUUCUAGAGGAAGAAACCGGAGAAACCGGUAUCAAAUAUGGGAAAAUCAGACAAACACUUGUGAGGCGAUUCGGAGACAACGCAAGCCCGAGAGUUCUCUCUGAUUCAAUGAAAAGGAAUGGGCACAGAGGAGUGUUUAGCAUGAUCCUAGGGAAGCAGAGCGAGGUUAAUACAGGCGGUGCAGAAACUGGAUCCUCGAGUUCGAUUCCGGAGAAUGGGAUCUUGUUGAGUGGGUGUCAAACAGACCAAAGAUCAGAGGAUGUUUACGUGACAAGAACUCGUAAAGCUUAUGGAGCAUUCAGUGACGCGAUCCAGACGGUUUUGUCGCAGACGAGAAAGGGUAAGAAGAUCACCAACAGAGAUAUGGUUGUGAAAGCUAGAGAGAUUCUCAGGAAACAGAACUUUAGUCAACGGCCAGGGAAAAUGUCGCAUCCGGCCAAUUACGUUGGUGGAGCACGGCCAUUGUAA